AUGUAUGUGAUGGACCUUCCCCGGCAUUUUUUCAUGGUGAGAUUUGAGCAGGAAGAAGAGUACUUGGCAGCGCUUACGGGAGGACCAUGGAGGGUGUUUGGGAGUUACCUUAUGAUACAAGCAUGGACCCCGGAUUUUGACCCGACAAGAGAUGAAAUAGAGACCACACCGGUAUGGGUACGAUUGGCGAAUCUACCGAUUAAUUUCUACCAUAGAUCAAUCUUGAUGGGAAUCGCGAAAGGUCUAGGUAAACCCUUAAAGGUGGACUCAACGACACUGCACUGUGAGAGAGCUCGUUUUGCACGAGUUUGUGUGGAGGUGAAUUUGAAGAAACCACUAAAGGGAACGAUACUUGUUAAGGAGGAGAGAUACUUUGUAUCCUAUGAAGGGUUAACGAACAUUUGUUCAAAAUGUGGGUUGUAUGGUCACUUAGUGCAUUCAUGCCCUCAAGCAAGGAUGGAGAAGGAAUCGGCGGCUGCACCACGAGUUGAGGAGAAUCCGCAAUCUGAGAUGGGAGUCCAAGCAAAUGGCCGUCGUGAAGAUGAAGGAUUCACCAUGGUGGGGGAUGCAGGUCGGAGAGAGGAGCCGGUAAGGCAAAACUUUAGUUUUGCGGCGAAGGGAACCAAGAGGAAGGCCGGGAAUGUUAGUCGGGUACUGACAAGAAAAGUAGAUUCCGCGAAUAUCGCGUUAUCCAACAGUUUCGGAAGGUUGGGAGAGGAUCUAGAUUUUCAAGAUCUCAGGCAGAAACAGAAUAUUGGAGAAGAAAAUAAAGAAAAUGAAGAUACACAAAAUCUGGAGGGAAGAGAAACACGUGAGAUCCAAGGCUCUACGCGUGGGGGGAAGAAUCCAAAGUUUCAAAAAGCAGGGAAGCCUGGUACGUACAAGGCUUUGGGGAAUAAGGGGGUCAAGCCCAAUGGAGCGAAAUCAAGUGGGCCCACUCGUGGACUGAUUUUUGGCCCAACAAGAGAAGAAGUGGACCGACUGUCGAGGGGGAAACGUCUCCGUGUGGAAUCGAUGGAUCUGGGACGACCAGGAGGAUCUUUUGUACAACAGAGCUCCGGUAAUGAUGACGGAGGUCUUCCGGCGUAG
Molecule: messenger RNA, 1089 nt
Organism: Microthlaspi erraticum
Lineage: Eukaryota; Viridiplantae; Streptophyta; Magnoliopsida; Brassicales; Brassicaceae
Source: the annotation of a GenBank genome assembly